AUGCAGAUGGCUACUAUUCCUCCUUCUCUGUUUCUGCUCAUCUUUCUCUGGAGCACAGAACUGGGAGCUGAGGGUCAAGAAGUCCACUUUGGACCUUGUUUGGUUCAGCGGGCAAUUCUUCGAGACUUAUGGAGGGCCUUCCAGGCUAUGAAGAACACUGUGCAAGCGCUGGAUCACGACACAGACACACGGCUGCUGCGCCAGGAAUUUCUCCGGAAUGCCUCGCGGGCUGAAAUGUACCACCUCACCAACUCCCUACUGGAUUUUUACUUGGGGAAUAUUUUCAGCAACUACUAUCCAAAGGCAGACAGACUUGGGAUCCUGCCGCCAUUCACGACUCUGGCCAACAACUUUUUUGCCAUCGUGAAGAAACUCAAACGUUGUAAGGAAAAGGGGAUGCUUCCUUCAAAUGAGAGUGCCCAAAGGAAGUUUGAGCUAUUCCAGCAGGAAUUUACAAAGUUAAACCCAGAAGUAAGGCUAACAAAAGCCUUGGGAGAAGUGGACAUUCUCUUAACCUGGAUGGAGAAAGCCUUUCACUAA
Molecule: messenger RNA, 540 nt
Organism: Gracilinanus agilis (Agile Gracile Mouse Opossum)
Lineage: Eukaryota; Metazoa; Chordata; Mammalia; Didelphimorphia; Didelphidae
Gene: IL24
Product: interleukin 24
Exons: 5
Coding region: 1-540 (179 amino acids)
Source: RefSeq, a predicted model, not a curated record